Molecule: messenger RNA, 1216 nt
Organism: Protopterus annectens (West African lungfish)
Lineage: Eukaryota; Metazoa; Chordata; Ceratodontiformes; Protopteridae
Product: zymogen granule membrane protein 16-like
Exons: 5
Coding region: 597-1115 (172 amino acids)
Source: RefSeq, a predicted model, not a curated record
UGUGCUGCCAGAAAAACAGCGCAGCAGUAUAGUGAUGACAUUCCUAUUUGCAGGUGAAAACAGUAAUAAAGGCACAUGAUCUGCUAACAGCACAGACCACAAGUGCGACAGACUUAGUAAGAAUGUACUUUGCCUAUUUGCAAAUCAAAGUACUGUAAUAAAUUACAGGGAAACAAGCCGCAAAUCUGCUCAUAAUGUCUUCCAUGACAUGAAAUAGUACUGCUCCAAGACUGCAAGAGAAAAUAUCAAAGGAAGGUUUUAAGGGACUUGACAAAAGAGUGAGUCAGCAACCACCCGGAAGUUAGCAACUACAUGACAUGGAAGAAAGCAGACUUAUUUAACUCACCUCCCGUAGCUAGUAAUCCGAUCAGAACAGUGCAUCAUACUUUAAAAGAUAUGACUUUGGACCAAGCAAGGAUCAAUAAAAUAUAAAUGAACAAUUUACUGCAGCCAACUAACCAGCAUGUUUUUGAAAGUCUGGAACAAAAUCAAAAUACCCAGAGAAAAUGCAUAAAGCAGAAGAGAGCAAGCAAACUACAUAGAGACGGUGCCUGGAAGUCAGGACUGAACCACAGACACUGGAGUAGUGAGACAGAAUGUGGAAUCCAACUCUUAUUGCCCUCCUGUGCCUCACCAUUGCCUUCACCAACCAAGCUCAGGCAGCAAAAGCAACGUCAUCUUACUCUGGAGAAUAUGGUGGUGGUGGUGGAAAAAGAUUUUCCUUCUCUGGAAAUCAGAUUUAUGGGCCAAUCACAGCAAUGAGAGUCCGUUCCAGCAGCUUCUACAUUACUGGCCUGCAGGUUCGGUUUGGUCAGGUUUGGAGUAACACAGUUGGAGGCCGUAUUGGAAACUUAGAAGAAGUCUUCCUUCAUCCUGGUGAGCACAUUAUACAAGCUUAUGGCAAAUAUACCAGCCACGUCCGUCAAAUAGUUUUUGUCACCAAUAAAGGACGUCAGUUCCCCUUCGGCAAGAGCAAGGGCACCAGCUUCAAUGCUGCACCUCUGUACCCAAACACUGCAUUACGUUUCUUUAGUGGAAGUGAGUCCUCAGCCAUAGAUGCAAUUGGUUUCCACUGGGAUGUUGCUGAUAGUGGCUGUGUUCACUGCGCGAAAUAACAUGCAUAACACAUCUAGUUUUUUGAUCAACAAAUAACAUUCACAUUCUUUAUAAUCUGAAUUACUCAACAGUCAAAAUAAAGUUAUGAGUUGCUAUUGUA